AUGAUUCCAUUUCUCGAGGCUGUGUAUGUUGGCCAAACCAGCUUCAUCGUGGCGGCCGACUACUUCCAGGCGCAGUACCCAGGCUCCACUAUCGUGUUCGAUCUCUCGCUCACGUACAUCCUGGUGGCCUUCUGCUCAGUGCUGCUCAACAACGUACUGGUGGAGGCCGUUGACCUGCACAAGCGCAUCCUCUUCGGAUACGUGCUGUCAUUCGUUACGCUGCUGUUCGUCGCCGUCUUCGAGAUCUGGUGGCAGGUGUUCAGCAACACCACCUCGUACGGUGUCAACCUGCUGGCCGUCUCCGUGGUCGCCGUCGGCUGCACAGCUCAGCAGUCGAGCUUCUACGGCUACACGGGCAUGCUGCCGAACCGCUACACCCAGGCCGUGAUGACGGGCGAGAGCGCCGCCGGCGUGCUGGUUUCGACCAGCCGGAUCCUGACGCGGCUGCUGCUGGACGACGUGCGUCUCAACACGCUGGUGUUCUUCUGCUGCUCGCUGCUGCUGGUGGCCGUCUGCUGCGUUCUGCACCAGCUGCUCAGACGGACGGCGUUCGUGCGUCACCACGUGGCAGCCUGCUCGGCCGACCCGCUGUCCGAGACCCAGGCCGGCGAUCAGGUCACACUGGUACGGGGCGGGUGGAACAUCGUGGAGGAGGCGGACGGCAAGGACUACGGGCGGCUCACUCUCGCCUCCAACAGCGACGACUCGGCCUUCCAGUCGACCGAGACGCUGCCGGCCGGCGGCGGCACCCAGGCGCGCUCGGCGACGGUUGCGCCGGGUCUGGCCGUACAUGGUGUCCAUCUGCCUGGCGUACCUGUCACGCUCAGCCUGUUCCCUGGUAUCGAGAGCGAGGUGCACAGCUGCACGCUCGGCUCCUGGAUGCCCGUCGUCCUCAUGGCCAUCUUCAACGUCUCCGACUUCGCCGGCAAGAUCGGCUUCGACAGUCAGACAGAGAGUGGGUGA
This is a messenger RNA of Pollicipes pollicipes, 963 nucleotides long. RefSeq names its product equilibrative nucleoside transporter 4-like. The record is from RefSeq and is a predicted model, not a curated record. The transcript is spliced from 8 exons. Gene Ontology annotation, molecular function: nucleoside transmembrane transporter activity; monoamine transmembrane transporter activity. Gene Ontology annotation, biological process: nucleoside transmembrane transport. Lineage: Eukaryota; Metazoa; Arthropoda; Thecostraca; Pollicipedomorpha; Pollicipedidae. Gene Ontology annotation, cellular component: plasma membrane. The coding region runs from base 1 to 963 and encodes 320 amino acids.